AAAUAUUAUUAUUAAUUUUAAUCGACGAUUCGAUGAACUUGUAAAUUCUAUUACAAUUCUUGCAUACUGGUUACAUCCCUUAUAUAAAGUAUUGGAUAAAAUUUAUGAAACAGCUGCAUUAAUUUGGAAUGAUUUACAUUAUUCGGAAGAAUCAUGUACACAAUUAUUGGUAGAAAUGCAAAGUUGGAAAAGAAAGGAUGAACCUUACCAUCUUUCUUAUAAUUCUACUCGUGAAACACCAAUUAAAUGGUAG
Messenger RNA from Dentiscutata erythropus, 253 nucleotides. The record is from the annotation of a GenBank genome assembly. Lineage: Eukaryota; Fungi; Glomeromycota; Glomeromycetes; Diversisporales; Gigasporaceae.